CGACGACAACCACCACUCUCUUCUGCUCGUACAACGUCCAUCUCCACACCCGAAAAAACUGACAAUACUUUCGGCCACGAUCAUGAAUGCCACUGAGCUACUCGCAAAUACCCUCUCCGCCGAUGCACACACGCGUGAAGAUGCGACCCAAAAGCUCGAGAGCGCAUCUAGAGAGAACUAUCCGGCGUACAUGCUGAUGCUCUCCUCUGAGCUCGUCAACGAGUCUUCACCUGUCCACGUUCGGAAUGCUGCUGGCCUUGCCCUCAAAAAUACCCUAUCGGCACGAGAAAUCGCGCGGCAAGCCGAGUACGCCAACCGCUGGCUUGCUCUUGACGAGAACACGAAGAACAAGGUCAAACAGGAUGCGCUCAUGGCCCUCGCCUCCCCCAACGGCAAGGUUGGUACGGUGGCUGCGCAGUUCGUCUCCGCUAUCGCGUCCGUGGAGUUGCCGCAAGGGCAGUGGAUGGAUGUCGUUGGGAUCUUGUUGGGCUUCGUGAGUGACCCCUCAAAUGUGAACCUCAGGGUGGCUACCCUCCAAGCGAUCGGCUUCAUCUGCGAGUCCUUGCAAAGCAAACCGGAAAUCUUGUCCCUGCGUUCGAAUGAGAUCCUCACUGCUGUCAUUCACGGCGCGCGUAAAGAGGAGCCAUCACAGGAUGUUCAACUCGCAGCCAUUCAGGCUCUGCUUAACUCACUAGAGUUUGUCCGCGACAAUUUUGAGCGUGAAGGAGAGCGCAACUACAUCAUGCAGGUUGUGUGCGAGGCUACUCAGAACCCCAACUCGGCUGUUCAGGUUGGAGCGUUUGAGUGCUUGGUGAAGAUCAUGUCAUUGUACUACGACAAGAUGGGCUACUACAUGGAACGCGCGUUGUUUGGGGCAAGUCUCACUGUGAUGGGCAUGAAGCACAGUGAAGAGAACAUCGCCCUUCAAGCCAUUGAAUUUUGGUCUACAGUUUGUGAGCUCGAGACCGAGCUUGCUUGGGAGGCAUCGGAGGCGAACGAAUACGGGGAGGUCCCCGAGAACGAGAGCAAGUUCUUCGCAAAGGUUGCACUUCCCGAGAUUGUUCCCGUGCUCCUGGAUCUCCUUACUCAUCAAGAUGAGGACGACGAUGAGGAUGAGUGGAACGUCGCCAAAGCCGCCGCGACCUGUUUUGGUUAUCUCUCGACUGCCGUCCAAGAUACGAUCGUUCCAGCUGUCAUUCCGUUCAUCGAGGCCAACAUUCGCGCGACUGACUGGCACUUGCGCGAGGCAGCUGUGAUGGUGUUUGGCUCCAUUCUCGACGGGCCCGACCCCGCAGUGCUCAAUCCACUCGUUCAACAAGCCUUGCCGAUCCUCAUUGACAUGAUGGGAGACCAGAACACUCACGUGAAGGACACCGUCGCCUGGACGCUUGGACGUAUUUGCGACUUGUUGAUCUCUUCGAUCCGUCCUGAUGUGCACCUCCACCCACUCGUCUCCGCCCUUGUCAAUGGUCUUCAAGACAAUGCACGCAUUAUUGCGAACUGCUGCUGGGCGCUCAUGAACCUUGCUGACCAACUCGGGUUCAUCGAGGGGGAUGAGACUGAUACGUUCACCAACCCUAGCCCUCUCUCGCCAUACUACGACGGGGUCGUUCAGGCACUGCUGCGCGUUACGGAGACUGCCACCAAUGAAGGUAUACAGAGGACUGCAGCGUAUGAGGCUAUCACGUCCUUCGUAACCCACGCCACCUCCGAUACUAUCCCUGUGGUUCAGAAUACUGCGGUGACUAUUCUCAUGAGAAUGGAACAACUGCUUGCUAUGCAGAACCAAAUCGUGGGCGUCGAUGACCGCAACAAUUGGAGCGAUUUGAUGACCAACUUCUGUGGCGUCAUUACCGCUGUAAUCCGGAAGCUCAACGACGGCGUUCAACCUCUUGCGGACCGUAUCAUGACGCUCAUCCUCCAACUAAUCAACGCAGCGGGAAAGACUUCUACCCUCGUCGAGGACGCUUUCCUUGUCGUCGGGGCUCUCUCUGCUGCUCUCGAGCAGGGUUUUGCUCCCUACAUCCCCGCCUUCCUCCCUCAUCUUUACCCAGCCCUCAAGGCGCAUGAGGACACCCAGCUCUGCACUGUUGCCGUUGGUAUCAUUGGUGACAUAUCGAGGGCUCUUGGCGACCAGACCGCUCAGUAUUGCAGCGCUUUCAUGAGCGUGCUUUUCGAGAACCUCCAGAGCGAUGUCCUGAACCGCAAUGUGAAGAUCUCCAUCCUGUCGUGCUUCGGCGAUCUCGCAAUAGCGAUCGGUCCUGCCUUCGAGCCGUAUCUGCAGACUACCAUGGAGGUACUUCGCCAAGCCGGUGCCGUCCAGCCGAACCCUCUUGACAUCGAUCUCGUUGAAUAUGUCGGCCUACUGCGCGAGGGCAUUCUUGAGGCGUACACGGGUAUCGUCGCUGGUUUCAAGAACACUCCCAAGGCGGAGCUUCUCUUGCCUCAUGUCCCUUCUAUCUUGGAGCUCGUACAACGGUGUCUCGGGGACUCCGAGAGGACUGAGAGCACGAUCAAGCUCACGAUUGGCUUGGUUGGCGAUCUCGCGGACACCUUCCCGAACGGCCAGAUCAAGCAGUUCCUUCUUGCUGAGUGGCUCGCAAACGAGCUUCGCAUGAAGGGCCGCAUGGCACCCGAAACGAAGAAGACGCUUCGAUGGGCUCGCGAGAUGGUCAAGCGCGCGACGGCGUGAAGCUAGUCUCAGUCAGGGUCCUUGCCUGAUAAUCGUUUCUUUACAGCUCUUGUCUUUGUCUCGUGAAACUUACAGUCUCUUACUUUCCAUAUAUCUCUACGUUUAUGUCUACUCACUCAACGCUACUGUCGCCGCACCCAGCAAUCACUCGCCCUCUGAAGGAGGACAACGUCGCAUCUUACGCAUCCAUUAUGAUCCACACGCAUGUCGCAUCGCAUAUGUAGUAGAAUGAAGCCGCCCCAGCAGUUCCUCUCCCGCACCACCAUUGUACCACGCUCUGCCGUCCAUAGGACCGUACUAUUUCUGUGUUGAUCUUCACCGCUCCAGCUUCACUCCCACUCUCCUCUCACGUUUCUCUGAAUCAGUUGCCCAUAUCGUAUCGUUGAUCUGUUUGUCGCUGUCGGGGCGCGCACCUUGUAUCCCUGGGUCAUAUUCUGAAUCGUCAAUCUCGUCCUUUCUGCCCGACCGUGUUCAUUCACUUGAUGUCCCUUCAUCACCGCCACGCGCAAUCGCAGUAAUUAUUUCAUGUGCUCUCUUCCGCAAUUC
Messenger RNA from Dichomitus squalens LYAD-421 SS1, 3238 nucleotides. RefSeq names its product ARM repeat-containing protein. NCBI's taxonomy places the organism in Eukaryota, Fungi, Basidiomycota, Agaricomycetes, Polyporales, Polyporaceae. Gene Ontology annotation, cellular component: cytoplasm; nucleus. The transcript is spliced from 13 exons. Gene Ontology annotation, molecular function: nuclear import signal receptor activity; small GTPase binding. The record is from RefSeq and is a predicted model, not a curated record. The coding region runs from base 83 to 2692 and encodes 869 amino acids. Gene Ontology annotation, biological process: protein import into nucleus.